AUGGUCUGCACAUCCAAAUCAUUUGGUCUACCGGCAUUACUGGCUCUCCUCAUAUCACUCUCUACCAAUGCUAUCGCCACAAUCACCCUCAAAGGCCAGACCAUUGAAUUCAAUGGCAAGACCUACUACGCCCCGCCAACAGCAGUGGCAACCCUGAAAACCGCUUCUGGGGGCCAAGUCAGCAAUGAAAACAGCUUGCAACCUCUCACUGUGAUCCGGAGUGAUUAUUUGAAACUGACAAGCUCCAUAAUCGAGUCCUUGGUAGAAAGCUACCAGUCUACAGACGAUGUUUUCAAUACGGGAUUCCUCGAAUAUAUUUACGUGGAGUAUAACGGUACCCACGAAUCGCCAUCAGAGAAUGUAUCCCCACCUUCUGCGUGGAACACUAAGUUCCUUGGAUUCGCUUCGGCAUAUGACACGAAAGCGUCGACAAAGCUGUCGUCGUCGAAGAGCUUGCCUGCUGGCCCUUAUUUCCUCAACCCAUCCAGUGGAGAGGUCUUUGAGGCUUAUCUGUUAUAUUCAGAUGUGAUGGGUUCUUUCACUCAGGGAUUGAUCGCAAUUGGUGACGAUGAGUAUGAUGUUUUGCCAGCAAACCUACCGGGUUAUGCCUCCUUGACAAUUGGAGUUCCUUCGAGAUUGUAUUUCACGAAGACGGCCGAGAAGCCUCUAGCUGGUGUCCGUCUCGGAGUCAAAGAUCUCUAUAACAUCAAAGGUGUGAAAACGGGGUGUGGUAACCGCGCCUACUUUGAUACUUAUCCAGAAGCCAAUGCCACAGGCCCUGCAAUUCAAUCCCUCAUCGAUGCCGGAGCCGUUAUCGUUGGAAAGAUGAAGACAAGUCAAUUCGCUAACGGUGAAACUGCUACGGAUGACUGGGUCGAUUACCACUCCCCCUUCAAUGCCCGUGGUGACGGGUACCAAGAUCCAAGUUCUUCAUCAUCUGGUCCAGGGUCUGGAAUCGGAGCAUAUGACUGGCUGGACCUGGCCAUUGGAAGUGAUACCGGAGGUUCAAUCCGGAACCCGUCCCAAGUGAAUGGAUGUUUCGGCAACCGGCCCUCAUGGGAUCUGGUCUCAUUAGAUGAUGUGAUGCCCAUGUCUCCACUCCUGGAUACAGCGGGCUUUUUGACAAGAGAUGUGAAGUUGUGGAGGGCUGCCUCUGAGGUGUUGUAUAAGGAUGCGGGCUUGAAGUCCUACACGAAAUACCCGAAGAGUAUCAAGACCAUUCAGUUCCCGACCAGUGCGUCCACUACCGCGGAUGGAAUUCUUAUUGAUUUUGUCGACCGCCUAUCGACCUAUUUGGGUGGUGCUAAUGUUUCCACUUUGGAUUACGAUGAUCUAUGGGAGGCUACCAAGCCUUCAACGGUGUCGACAAACGAAACUCUGACGACUUUGCUGAAUAUCACUUACCCAAUCCUCAUCUCAAAACAGCAGUACCCUCUUGUUGCUGCCCCGCUGUAUGAGAAGUAUGGGGCUGCGAAUGGAGGUCGGAGGCCGUUCAUCGACCCUGUUCCUCUCUCCCGUUGGGAUUGGGGGCUUGAGUAUCCAGAUUCGCAACUGGAAGCGGAAAUUCAGCACAAGGAUAUCUUCACUAGUUGGUGGAAUAGUACUGUUCAGGUAUUUGAUCAAGAAACAUGCUCCGACAGUCUGAUUUUGUAUGUUGGGACUGCGGCAACGCCAACGUAUCGGAAUGCUUACAGGAGCAUGCCCGGUAUUCCUAGUGGAUUUGCAUCCUCUCGUAUUGCCAACUUUGCUGGAGUACCUGACAUGGUUGUCCCAAUUGGCCAAGCAUUAUACAACUCUACCAUCACGCUACAGGAAGAAUAUUUACCGGUUGCAGUGGACUUCAUCGUGCCUCACGGAUGCGAUCUUAUGGUUUUCAAUUUGGUGAAUGAGCUAGUGGAGACGGGAAUUGUCAAAGAGCCUGUUGCAGGAUCAACAUUGUAUGGAGAUGGGGUGACCUAUUAUUAA
Molecule: messenger RNA, 1965 nt
Organism: Penicillium odoratum
Lineage: Eukaryota; Fungi; Ascomycota; Eurotiomycetes; Eurotiales; Aspergillaceae
Exons: 4
Coding region: 1-1965 (654 amino acids)
Source: RefSeq, a predicted model, not a curated record